This is a messenger RNA of Entamoeba invadens IP1, 1044 nucleotides long. RefSeq lists its product as hypothetical. The coding region runs from base 1 to 1044 and encodes 347 amino acids. NCBI's taxonomy places the organism in Eukaryota, Evosea, Mastigamoebida, Endamoebidae. The transcript has 3 exons. The record is from RefSeq and is a predicted model, not a curated record.
AUGAGUGGGUUGGCUGAACAGAAAAUCCAGGACUUUGCGUCGUUAGUGAACGAUUCAACAUCAAACAGAGACCUUGUGGAGACAACGAACAUCAACAUGGUUGAUCCGUUUUUUGAAGCGAUGUUCAGUUUAGGCGAGCAAGAUUUGUACCUGAUGGAACAGGCAGUGGUGAGUUUUAUUCGCCUUAUGAAAACUCAUCCAGUCGAUCCAAGCUCACCAGCCCAGAUCACACCGUUGCCAUUCUACAGUCACUUUGAGGCAUACAUUGAUAAACUUGCCGUGAUCCUUUCUGAACCCCCCAAAACAGUUAGGACUGAAAAGAUCAAACAAGACUACAUAUUCCAAAUAUGGUGUGAAGCUGUCUAUUAUCUUGUCCACUCACACCAACAGUCAAUCAUUGAUUCGUUAUUUGGACACCACAUCCUUGCGUUGACUGUUGCCAAACUAGCAAACGACGAUUAUAAGACGUCCACAAUCAUGAUCAAGUCUGCGUUGGGUAUUUUAAGUGAGAUGGUCAAAAUGAAAAUGGCGGAUAAGGUCAUUGCCACAUUGGAUGAGGCGAAGUUGUGGGACAAACUUAAAAACGACGAAAACAACAAAGAGAUGAAGUCUUUUGCAAACGAACUUAUUUAUGAUAUGUAUCAAAAUACUGAAUACGCAGAAGCGCUUACAAAAAAUGGACUCAACAGUGAGGAGUUUGUGAAAAACGUGAACGGAUACCACGAAGAGUUGAGAAAGGAAUUAAUACCAGCAAGCGAAACAACUGGAGAGAUCAGUGGAGAGGAAGACGAGGACUAUGGAUACGGAUAUGAUGACGAAGAUGAAGACGAUGGAGAGGACGAAGAAGACGACAUGACAGCUCAGAUGGAAGACUUCUUUGAGGAAAUAAAAAACAAACCCGAGAUGCUUGAGGCUAUGGAAAUAGAUUCCAGCAUUCCAGAUAUGAAGGACGAUCCUUUGAUGCCAAAGGAUUUACCUGUGUUUUCAAAAAAAUUCGAGCAUUUGUAUGACGAAAUCAACAGACAAGAUAAUCUAUUUGUUUGA